GAACGAAGUCGUGGCGGUGGCGGAUCGAGGAGAUAACGCGGCCUCAGGCUCUGGUGAGGAGUGGAGCCGGUUGAGGGUGGCGGCCGACUCGGACCGGGGGUUCCCUGGGGAAGAGCGGACGUAGGAGAGAGGAGCUUGCGACAGGCCGCAGGCCGAGGGGCGGGCGGCGGCGUCGCUCCCCUCCCUCCUCCCGUGAGCGUCCGGCCUUGUGCAUCCUGUAGAUCCCGCGCUGGGCGGGCCCGGAGGGUCGGGCCCGCUCGGAACUCUAUUUCCAAACUCCUGUUGGGAGGCCGCGCGCGGGGGCUCACGCCUGUAAUCUCACCGCUCAGGGAGGGCUUGGCGGGAGGAUCGCUUGAGGCCAGGAGUUCGAGACCAGGCUGGACAACACAGCGAGACCCCAUCUCUACAAAAAAAUUUUAAAAAUUAGCCAGGAGUGGUUGUUGUACCUGUAGCCCCAGCUACUCGAGAGGAUCGCUUGAUCCCGGAAUGUCGAGGCUGCAGUGAGCCAUGAUCGCAAUUGCACUCCAGCCUGGGCAACAGAGCAAGACCCUGUUUCACAAAAUGAAAAAGAAACAACUAAGACUCUUUGGGAUCAGAUCGGGAUCGCGGCUGAAAUGGUUUGGGCCUCCUUCCUUGUAGCCGAGAACGCUUCUGCAUGCUAAUCUAUACCUGUGUCUCCCCGUCUGCUGAAGCCCCAAGGCCGUCACCAUGGACUUCCAGCAUCGCCCUGGGGGCAAGACCGGGAGCGGGGGCGUGGCCUCCUCCUCCGAGAGCAACCGUGACCGCAGGGAGCGCCUCCGGCAGCUGGCCCUAGAGACCAUCGACAUCAACAAGGACCCGUACUUCAUGAAGAACCACCUGGGCUCCUAUGAAUGCAAGCUGUGCCUGACGCUUCACAACAAUGAGGGGAGCUACCUGGCACAUACCCAGGGGAAGAAGCACCAGACCAACCUGGCCCGGCGAGCCGCCAAGGAGGCCAAGGAGGCCCCUGCCCAGCCCGCACCUGAGAAGGUCAAGGUGGAGGUGAAGAAGUUUGUGAAGAUCGGCCGCCCAGGCUACAAAGUGACCAAGCAGAGGGACUCGGAGAUGGGCCAGCAGAGCCUCCUCUUCCAGAUCGACUACCCUGAGAUCGCCGAGGGCAUCAUGCCACGCCACCGCUUCAUGUCUGCGUACGAGCAGAGGAUUGAGCCUCCGGACCGGCGCUGGCAGUACCUGCUCAUGGCCGCUGAGCCCUAUGAGACCAUCGCCUUCAAGGUGCCGAGCAGAGAGAUUGACAAGGCGGAGGGCAAGUUCUGGACACACUGGAACCGGGAGACCAAGCAGUUCUUCCUCCAGUUCCACUUUAAGAUGGAGAAGCCCCCGGCUCCGCCCAGCCUCCCCGCCGGCCCCCCUGGGGUGAAGCGGCCUCCACCUCCGCUGAUGAAUGGUCUGCCCCCUCGGCCACCGCUGCCCGAGUCUUUGCCACCGCCACCGCCGGGAGGCCUACCUCUGCCACCCAUGCCCCCCACGGGGCCUGCACCCUCAGGGCCCCCGGGACCACCCCAGCUACCCCCGCCAGCUCCAGGGGUCCACCCCCCGGCCCCAGUGGUGCAUCCCCCCACCUCUGGCGUCCAUCCCCCAGCUCCUGGCGUCCAUCCCCCAGCUCCUGGGGUCCAUCCCCCAGCUCCUGGUGUCCAUCCCCCAGCCCCUGGGGUCCACCCACCAACCUCUGGGGUCCACCCCCCGGCUCCCGGAGUCCACCCUCCAGCCCCCGGGGUUCACCCUCCAGCCCCCGGGGUUCACCCACCAGCCCCUGGAGUCCACCCACCAGCCCCGGGGGUCCAUCCUCCCCCAUCAGCGGGGGUUCACCCCCAGGCCCCAGGGGUACACCCAGCAGCCCCUGCUGUUCACCCUCAGGCCCCGGGGGUGCACCCACCAGCCCCAGGGAUGCACCCUCAGGCCCCGGGAGUCCACCCCCAACCUCCCGGGGUCCAUCCAUCAGCUCCUGGGGUCCACCCUCAGCCUCCUGGAGUUCACCCCUCAAAUCCUGGGGUACACCCCCCAACUCCCAUGCCCCCAAUGCUGAGGCCCCCACUCCCCUCCGAAGGCCCAGGGAACAUACCUCCCCCUCCCCCAACCAACUGAGAAGCUGCUCCCUCCACCAGCAAGCUCAGCGCCAGGUGCUCCUGCCUUUUGCCAUCGAGAGAAGGCUGCUCUUUUGUACCGCCCCCUGCUCAUUAAACAGCCUUCCCCAGC
This is a messenger RNA of Macaca mulatta (Rhesus monkey), 2235 nucleotides long. It is a transcript of the gene SF3A2, whose product is annotated as splicing factor 3a subunit 2. Gene Ontology annotation, cellular component: U2 snRNP; nucleus; catalytic step 2 spliceosome. NCBI's taxonomy places the organism in Eukaryota, Metazoa, Chordata, Mammalia, Primates, Cercopithecidae. Gene Ontology annotation, biological process: spliceosomal complex assembly. Gene Ontology annotation, molecular function: nucleic acid binding; zinc ion binding. The record is from RefSeq and is a predicted model, not a curated record.